AUGGCUGUGCUCGCACCGCCGCCACCGCCAGUGCCGGUGCACCACCUAUACCCUCCAUCCCGCUACGCUCCACGCAAGGAUCCAGAGAUAACCGCCGCACUCCCUGCCGUGAGCACCCCAAGGACGCCGGCCAGCGCCGAAGACGCACCAGAUCCGGACCGAGAUCCCCGGAUCUGCGCUCCGGACGCCGCCAGCCAGCACCACCGACCCGCCGCUAGCCAAUCACCGCCGGGAGCGAGUCACAGCAAAGCCACGGGAACACCACGCCACAGGAACACCACGACACGCCUAACAGAGGUCACAGCCCCGAACCCCGCCGCCCAGAUCCAGCCAAGGUGGAUCCCAGGCCCCGGGCUGCACCAGCCGUCGAGGCACCACCGGCAGCAGGCGCCCCACCACCUCCGACGCCGAGCAGGGACGCCACCGUGCCUCCGCCGCGCCACGCCGCCAAGGUCAUCGGCGCCCAGAUCUGAGCCGUCAUUGGGGGAGGGAGGGGAGCUGCGCCGGGGAGAUGCCCCGCCGCCGCCGGCACUGCCAGGACUUUGCCCCGCAGCGGACCAUGACGGCGGCAAGGGAGGGAGGCGGGGAAGGGGGCGCCGGCGGCGGGGCGGAUAG
Aegilops tauschii subsp. strangulata is the source of this 615-nucleotide messenger RNA. NCBI's taxonomy places the organism in Eukaryota, Viridiplantae, Streptophyta, Magnoliopsida, Poales, Poaceae. The record is from RefSeq and is a predicted model, not a curated record.